AUUAUUUAACUUAGCUUGAUACCUAAGGUUUUAGACAAAUUCAAAACAAGCUUGGGUGAAAUUGUGCUGAAGACUUUUGGGAUCACGCUAUCUGGAACAUUUUUGGAACAGGCCUCAGUAAUAUGAGUCUAGAGCGUAACAUUAGCAAAAACUAAAAUAUCACACCGUAAUAUUAUUGUGCGUUCAUAUUUGCACUCUGUAUAAGCCAUACUGGGGGAUAUAUUUUUUUUGUAGUGGAAUAAAGAAGUUGGCAAUUUCGCCUGUCUAAAUAACCUCCAAAUUUUUGUUGGAAUGUUAUUCAUUUUUCUUUAUUUUAUUAGCGAAGCAAUACUUCUUUAAAAAUGGGCGACGCCGAAUUAGAAGAAAUAAGAAAGCAGAGGCUGGCUCAAAUGCAAUCACAAUACAAAGACGGUAACCUUCAAGAACAAAAAAAGGCCCAAGAAGAUCAGGCUCGAGCUCAAGAAGAAGCAAAACAUUCAAUUCUAUCACAGAUUCUUGACCAAUCUGCGAGGGCAAGAUUGAAUACGCUGAUGUUGGGUAAACCAGAGAAAGGGAAGAUGGUUGAAGGCAUGCUAAUUCGUAUGGCGCAAAUGGGACAAAUAGGAAAAAAAAUUGGCGAAUCCGAUCUGAUUACUUUACUGGAGAACAUGAAUUCACAAAUGUCCCAAAAGCAGCCUUCUGUGAAAUUUGAUCGGAGGCGUGCUGCACUUGAUUCUGAUGAUGAAGAUUUUUAAUUUAUACGCUCACAAAACAAAUUACUCUUUUGAUAUUUUGCGCUGUUUUAUAUAAAUCGAAAACGGUUUUAUUUAUAUGUUGCAUAAGAAUGAUAUUGGAUGUUAUUUCAUUACACAUUAAAUGCACUUAUAACGAA
Molecule: messenger RNA, 871 nt
Organism: Photinus pyralis (common eastern firefly)
Lineage: Eukaryota; Metazoa; Arthropoda; Insecta; Coleoptera; Lampyridae
Gene: PDCD-5
Product: programmed cell death protein 5
Exons: 3
Coding region: 342-734 (130 amino acids)
Cellular component (GO): cytosol; nucleus
Molecular function (GO): DNA binding
Source: RefSeq, a predicted model, not a curated record